CCGCCCUCGACCUCUCGCAGACCCCGGUCCCCAGCUGUCGCUGGGGUAACCCCCCCUGGACCGCGCGCUGCUCUAUCAUGCGACUGUCGCACCUCCUCCUGCAGCCGCGCGUCCUGCAGCAGGGAAUCGCAGCCGUAUCGCGCCGCUGCGGGCGGGGACCGUCCUGCCGCCGCUCUCCCGGGUCUCCCGCUAGCCUCCCGUGGAGGAAGGUCAGCAGCUCCUCGCCCACAGCAGCCAUGGAGGAGCUCCUGAGCAAGUCCGUGCCCCCUCUGCCGCCCUACGAGACGAAGGAGAAGAGCCCCCCGCCUCCUGAGCUGCAGAGCUUGCACUUCAUCCAGUGCUACGGGUCCCUGGAGAAGGGGGAGAGGGCGGUGCUGCUGGGGCAGCUGGCUGCUGAGUUCGGGGUGGACCAUGCCCAGGUGGCAGAGCUCAGCAGCAAGCUGGUGCAGGCUCAGCAGAAGAGGGACCUGGGCACUGUGCUGCAGGUGGAGGACAGGCUCAGGUACUACCUCACCCCCCAGUACAAGGUGCUCUUCAGCCAUAUUAGUAAGCUGGAAGGGGGCAUGAAGUUCCUGGUGGACCUCAGAGCUGAUCUGGUAGAGAGCGUGGCGGCCAAGCUGGCAGACGUCCCUCACCUUAGGGAGAUGAAUGGUGUCCUGAGGAACAUGCUAUCCGAGUGGUUCUCUGUAGGGUUCCUCCACCUGGAGAGAAUAACCUGGCAGUCUCCCUGUGAGAUUCUACAGAAGAUUAGUGAGUACGAGGCGGUGCAUCCCGUCAGGAACUGGACAGACAUGAAGCGCCGAGUCGGCUCGUACAGGAGGUGCUUCACCUUCACACACAGCGCCAUGCCUGGUGAACCCCUCAUCGUGCUACAUGUGGCUCUGAUGCAGCACAUCUCAAGCAGUAUACAGGAGAUUGUGAAAGAGAAUCCUCCGUCGGAGGCAGAAGAUGGAAACAAGGUCAAGUCGGCCAUUUUCUACUCCAUCAGCCUGACACAGCAAGGCCUGCAGGGAGUGGAGCUCGGCAAUUACCUCAUAAAGCGGGUCGUGAAGGAGUUGCAGGGCGAGUUUUUCCAAAUCUCCGAGUUCUCCAGCUUGUCCCCAAUCCCUGGAUUUACCAAAUGGCUUCUUGGAGCCCUCAGUUCACAAACAAAAGAAUUAGGUAGAGCCGAGCUCUUCCUGGAGUCAGAACAUAAAGAGAUAUCCGAUCUCAUCGGAGCACCGGCUGCUGAUGGCCUGAAACGUGUGUUUUCCAGCAACGAAUGGAUGAAGUCAGAAAGGUUGGUAAAGGCUCUGGAGGCCCCAAUGAUGAGACUCUGCGCUUGGUACCUGUACGGAGAAAAGCACCGCGGUUUUGCCUUGAACCCCGUAGCAAACUUCCACCUGCAAAAUGGGGCUGUCCUGUGGCGGCUGAACUGGAUGGCGGACACAAGCCCUCGGGGUGCCGCUGCCUCCUGCGGCAUGAUGGUGAACUAUCGCUACUUCCUGGAGGACACAAGUGCCAACAGUUCUAGGUAUCUCAGGAUGAAGCACAUCGAGGCCUCCGAACAAGUGCUCAAUCUGGUGUCUCAGUUCAGAAAAAACAGUAAACUGUAAACGGUAACCGACCGACCUCAUCCAGCAUUCACCGUUCUCCAUUCUGGGGCUGCCGAGCAACCGCUGGUGAACAAACCGGUGCAAAUUGAUGGCCCACGGGCUAGAGAGACAUUAAAGGACGUUAUUUUGGACAUAAUCGCCUGUACAGAUAAUUUUAUUUUGAUUGCAUUGUAAUAGCAUUUUGCUUUGUGAUAAUAUAUUACCAGCUGUUACAUAGUUAUACAAUAAUUUAUAACCAUAUCCAGGCAUUAAAUUAUAACUGCUUGUGCA
This is a messenger RNA of Pseudophryne corroboree (corroboree frog), 1865 nucleotides long. RefSeq names its product malonyl-CoA decarboxylase (gene MLYCD). The record is from RefSeq and is a predicted model, not a curated record. Lineage: Eukaryota; Metazoa; Chordata; Amphibia; Anura; Myobatrachidae. The transcript is spliced from 5 exons. Gene Ontology annotation, biological process: malonyl-CoA catabolic process; fatty acid biosynthetic process; acetyl-CoA biosynthetic process. Gene Ontology annotation, molecular function: malonyl-CoA decarboxylase activity. Gene Ontology annotation, cellular component: peroxisomal matrix; mitochondrial matrix. Bases 78 to 1595 code for a protein of 505 amino acids.